CUCUUUACUGAAUCUGAUGGCAUUUGAAAGGGAUGUUAUUGACUCAAGACAAUAUAGUUCUGUCCAGGACUCUACACCAGGGAUAAGGACAUGGGACUCCUCCUGCCAGAUUCCAGAUGGUUCAUUACAACUGACAUCUUGGUUGACAACUGUGAAAAGAAACUUUGGAUUAUUUUAUUUUAUUUUUGUGGGAGACCACAAUCCCCAAACUGUAGAACAAAUCAGGCUCCAUAUUUCUUGUAGAAUUUUAAAAUACAUUUUUCUAAUGAGGAUGUCUGAUAUUGUUAUGGUAAAAGCUGAAACUGAUGCAAUGAAAGGUCCAGAAGCUGAAUUUAAAGAUACAGACCCAGUUGAAAACUUUAUAAAAUCAGAAAGUCAGGAGCAAAUUCAAGCAGAUAAGGAUGAAAAUUGUCCUGACAGCAAAAACAAUAUGUCGGAGAAAAUCCAAAUCCAGUUAUCACAGUCUUUUGAGAAAGAAGAAAAGCCCGCAAAAGAUGAAACAGAAAAGGAAAAGUCAAGUGAUAAACUACCCAGAAAAAUGUUAUCGAGAGAUUCCAGUCAAGAAUACACAGAUUCCACGGGCAUAGAUCUUCAUGAAUUUUUAGUAAAUACUUUAAAAAACAAUCCUAGGGACAGAAUGAUGCUGCUGAAAUUAGAACAGGAAAUUUUAGAUUUCAUUGGUAAUAAUGAAGUUCCAAGAAAAAAGUUUCCCCCAAUGACAUCUUACCAUAGAAUGCUGUUGCACAGGGUAGCUGCUUACUUUGGAUUAGAGCACAACGUGGACCAGAGUGGGAAAUCAGUCAUAGUAAAUAAAACUAGCAAUACAAGAAUACCUGACCAAAAAUUUUCUGAGCAUAUAAAGGAUGAGAAGAGUGAUGAUUUUCAGAAACGGUACAUCCUUAAAAGAGAUAACUCUAGUUUAGACAAAGAUGACAACCAGAUGAGAAUGCGAUUAAAAGAUGACAGAAGAAGUAAAUCCAUAGAAGAACGUGAAGAAGAAUAUCAGAGAGCUAGAGAGAGAAUAUUUGCACAAGAUUCCCUGUGUUCCCAGGAGAAUUACAUUAUUGAUAAAAGAAUCCAGGAGGAAGAAACUAAUAGUACACAACAAAGACGGCAGAUAUUUAGGAUCAAUAAGGAAGCGUCAGGGAGAUCAGCCAACAGCCAUCAGAGCAGUACUGAGAAUGAGCUGAAGUACUGUGAUCCUCGUCCUUGGAGCAGCACCGACUCCGACAGCUCCAGCCGCAAUCUGAAGCCAGCUGUAACCAAAGCCAGCAGCUUCAGUGGGAUAUCAGUUCUGACAAGAGGAGAUAGCUCUGGAAGCAGCAAAAGCACAGGCAGGCUGUCUAAGACAGGUUCAGAGUCUUCUAGUAGUGUAGGGUCAUCCACGGGUUCUCUUUCUCAUACCCAGCAGCCUCUCCCAGUGCCAGCUCUAAGCCAACCUUCUCAUGGCACGCCGGCCGUCUAUCCAACUGUCAGCACUAGUCACUCUCUUUCCUUUGAUGGUGGCAUAAGUGGGCAAGUGGCACCUACUAGCACUAGCUUCUUUUUGCUUCCCUUGGAAGCGGCAGGCAUACCACCUGGCAGUAUUCUGGUCAACCCUCAAACAGGUCAGCCGUUCCUUAAUCCAGAUGGCACUCCAGUUGUGUACAAUCCUCCAAUGCCUCAGCAACCUGUUAGGACCCAAGUGCCUGGACCUCUGCAACAGCCACCUCUUCCCCUCCCACCUCAGCAACAGCCAGCAGCUAAUCACAUCCUGUCACAGCCUCUCCGGCCUCUGCAGCCUUCCUCGCAGCUUGUUCAGUACUCGGCAGUCUCUUAUCCGCCCCCGCUCCUGCCCGUCUCCUCUACCCAGCAAUAUUCUGUGCAAGACAACCUAGGAUCCCAGUUUAGCCAUAUGAGUCUUGCCCGCCAGCCAUCUGCUGAUCCAGCUGAGCCUCACACCACUAUGUUCCAGUCCACUGUGGUCCUCCAACCCACGCAGCAGUCUGGUUAUAUCAUUGCAGCAGCUCCACCACCUUCUGGCCAAGCACUUUCUACUCCAGGCUACUCUACUCCUGGCCACCCUGUCAACCAGCAGGUACUCCAGCAGCAGGGAUAUAUGCAGCAACCUGUGCCACAGAUACCAGCUUGUUAUUGCACCCCCAGUCAGUAUUCACACUCCAGUCAGCAAUAUCGACCGGUUACUUCAGUUCAUUAUAACACGCAGCAAAACCAGCCAUUGGCACAGCCUGGACAGCAGACAGGUUACCAAGUUUUGCCUAACCAGCAACAGAACUACCAGGGCUUAGUUGGAGUUCAGCAGUCUCAGAAUCAGAAUCUAGUCAGUGGCCAACACAACAACAUUGGGAAUCAAAUACAAGGUGUGAUUGUUCCAUAUCCUUCAAUGCCAUCGUAUCAGGUUUCCAUGCCUCAAGGUUCCCAAGCCGUGCCCCAGCAGACAUAUCAGCAGCCUGUUUUAAUACCCAGUCAGUCAAAUCAAGGAUUGCCAGCAACAGGAAUGCCAGUUUACUAUAGCGUCAUUCCAUCAGGUCAACAGAAUAAUUUAAGUUCAUCAGUAGGAUAUUUGCAGCCUCCCGGAUCAGAGCAGAUACAGUUUCCUAGAACAUCGUCACCAUGCAACUCACAGCAGCUUCAAGGACAGCAGUGUGCAGUUUAUAACAACCAUUCAAGUCGGAAGCCAUCACCUCCUACAUUAUUGCCACCUUCAUCAAAAUCAAAGCCGCAACAGGCUGCUUCCAUUGUGCACUACAGCAUAGUGUCUUCACCCUCAUCCUGUAAAAGUUCGCCCACUGGUCUUUCCAUCAUGCAGCCCAUAAAAGCAGUAGCACCACCACCAGGUGGAGGAGUAGUAAUGAUGCAACUAAAUAUACCCAACAAUGCCCAGCCUCGGAACCAUUCACCUCCACAGUGGAAACACAAUAAAUAUUACUGUGAUCAUCAAAGAGGGCAGAAGUCCACAGAAUUUAGCACUUUAGACAGUGCCCCACAGUUGCAGCAUAGUCCUCAACUAGGUAGUCCUGUCACCUCACCGGCCCAAUCACCAGCACCAGUUCAGCUAUCAAAUAUGAAGAACAUCCGUYCCACUUUAACACCUCUUUCUAUUGUGCCCCAGUUUUCUAGACCUUUUGUUYCCGGACAAGGAGAUACAAGAUACCCAUUGCUUGGCCAGCCCCUGCAAUACAAUCCACCUUUAUUACGUGGACAAGUAACAAGCCAACAGUGUCAACCUGGAAACAGACAUGGAAACAGGGGAAAGAAGACAGCAAAGAAGGCUGCGUCGGCAGACUUUGGUGCUGGAGAACCAGUUGUGGGAAAAGUGUUAGAAAUCACUGAACUACCGGAAGGAAUAACUCGUAUGGAAGCAGAAAAACUAUUUGGAGAACUUUUUAAAGUUGGUGCCAAGAUUCGGUGGCUGAGGGAUUCCCAGUGUCUACAAACGCAGCAGCAGCAGCAGCAUCGUCGUCACUGUAACAGUGGAGAUAAUAACGCGAACACUGAGCCGUCCAAACCUAGUGACUUGGCCUCCACUUACACAGUUCUGGCUACGUUCCCUACAAUGACAGCUGCUCAGAACGCAUUGAAGAAACAAAGCAGUACCUCAGUUAACAAGUUCAGGCUGAGAACGAGCAAGAAGCACUACGACUUUCACGUUCUGGAAAGGGCUAGUUCUCAGUAGCAGUUACAUCAGUGGACACUCAGCCUUUACUACUUCCAUGUCCUUCCCUCCUUGAUUGGCUUGAUGUUAUGGGGUUUCUGCUCUCUUCAUAGAGACUCCUGGGAUGUUUUGUCAUAUUAGCCAUUGAAGAAUAACCCAGUGAUCCAGCAAGAUGAAGGRAAAAAAAAGUACAGAGUUAAUCCCAGACAAUAGCAAGCAAUCAUCUUUGAGACAGAAAGGCAGCUUUCUGUAAGGAAUGCUGUUAAAAUCCCCUCACUUUUAUAGUAGUUUUGUUUUAUAUUUCUCAAUUCUUGUAUCAGAUCUAAAGUUCUAUUGUACAGCAAAUGUUCGUAACAAAUACCCAUGUUCAGAUUUGUAUUUUAUAAUCCCUUUUCACUGCCAGCACACAGCUAUCCGUUCCAAGGCAGGAACCUGGGGGAGAGGGUGGAGAGAACCAUUUUCAAGGAAUUAACACUGUUUUCUAAGAAACUACCCCAAAUCUUCAAGUUAACCUGUUCCUUUUCCUUUGCGUAUAUGUGCGUGUGUGUGUUGUUUUUUUAAUAUAAUUUUAGUAACUAGUUAAUUCCUUAGAUGUCAUUUUUCUUUUGAGAUUCAUUCAAGCAAUGUCAAAAGAAUUUACAAGUAUGUGUGUACCCUUGAAGGAUUUUCUUUCUGAUCCAGCAAGAUAAAUAUAUAAAGGGGAAUAUGAAUAGAUUAUAAAGAAUGUUCACAGAAUCACAUUUUAAUAUUUGUUCUUUUUAGCAAAAGUGUGAAGAAACUGAAAUGUAUCUUCACAAGUGACAGAAUGUUUGCACUUUAAUUGUGUUCCCACCAGUAUGGAUCUCUCUUCUUUUUCACGCAAAGAUAAUUGUGUUUGAUAAGUGCUGGAACCCUCUUUAAUGGUUUAAGUUUUCAUCAUUUGCAGAGGAUCACUGGACAUCAAAAGAUUCAUUGCACAUACAAAUGAGACAAGAAACCUUUUUUCAAUUUC
Molecule: messenger RNA, 4646 nt
Organism: Nothoprocta perdicaria
Lineage: Eukaryota; Metazoa; Chordata; Aves; Tinamiformes; Tinamidae
Gene: R3HDM1
Product: R3H domain containing 1
Exons: 26
Coding region: 17-3676 (1219 amino acids)
Molecular function (GO): nucleic acid binding
Source: RefSeq, a predicted model, not a curated record